AUGUCUAGGCUUUAGAAAUAAUAAUUAGAAUAAAAAGAAUAGAAAUUCAUUUAUGAAUUACUUCCGAAUAAGUAUUAUAAUUAAUAAAAAACUUGUUGGGCUAUUGCUAUUGAUGAUGAUACAAAAUUUUUAGUAGCAAGUUCAGAAUCUAACUUUAAUUUAUUUUAAUUCAAGGAUGGAGAUAUAAAGAAAAUUCAAAUAAUUUAAAAACAUCAAGCUUGGAUUACUACUCUUAAUUUUUCAAAAUAGAUGUCUUUUAUCAUUUCUGGAUCAAAUUGUAUAUAAUUAUGGUCUUAAAUUUUAUAAUCUAAUCCUAAAUUUAUGUUUAAAUUGAAAGAGCAUUCCUCAAACAUAUAAUGUCUGAUUCUUAGCUUUUUUAAUCAUCCAUUAAUAAUUAGUGGUUCUAAGGACAAUACCAUAAAAUUUUGGUAUCAAUAGUAUUAACAAUGGAAAUGUUAAUAAACUAUAAUAGAUCAUUCUAAUACUGUUUCUGGAUUAUCAUUAAAUAAAGAAGCUAAUACUUUAAUUUCUUGUGGAGAAGAUCAUCAGAUUCUAAUCAUAAUAAAUAUACAUAAAUAUAAAUGGAAUGUUAUUUAAAAAAUAUAAGGAUAUGGAGUAAGAUUAUCAUUUAUUUCUAAAGAUACUUUUGCAUUUUAACCUUGGUAAGCAAGUUAUCUUGAACUUUACUCUUAUGAUUCAACUAAAGGAUAAUAUUUGAAAAUUAAUGAAUUUCCUAUAUCAGGUUAGACAUAAUUUUGUACAUUUUUAUUUCCUUGUAUUUUUGUUCCAUCUAAACUAAUUUUUCUUUCUAAAAAUGGGUAUAAUUUAAAUCUAAUAUAAUUAUAAAUAAACUCAUCAAAAUUCGACGGUCAUUUGAUGCAAGCAAUUGAUUUUUAAUUUCCAAAUAAUUGGCUAGGCAACAUAUUUGGUACUAUGAAUCAAAAUGGAGAAUUUUUGAUAACAUGGGAUAGUAAAUCUAAAUAAAUUUAAAUUAGAUAAUAUAAAGAGAUUGAUUUAUUCAAAAGAACAAAAAAUUAAAAAAGCAAUUGCAAUAUAUAUUGAUUAUUUUUAUUAUAUAGAAAAAUAAUAUAUUAAUUCAUUCAUUUUUUCAUAGUUUGUAAAAAAAAUUAAUUUAUUAUCAUUCAUAACAAUCAGUACUUUAAAUACUUUAUUUUUAUUAAAUAAAUUGCCUUUUUCAUUAUUGAAUUAACAAUAAAAAUAUUAUCGAUAUAUUUUUUAAGUGAACUUGAUUUUAGUUGAAAAGCUUAAAUAUGAAUAAUAAAUAAUUGAAUUGUUCUAAUUUUUAAUAAAUAUGACAAAAAAAUAAUUACUAAUCAAAAAUAUAAUUUGGAAAUUGUAAGAUAUAUUGUUAUUUUAAUAUAAUGAAGAAAUAUGA
This is a messenger RNA of Paramecium sonneborni, 1396 nucleotides long. The record is from the annotation of a GenBank genome assembly. Lineage: Eukaryota; Ciliophora; Oligohymenophorea; Peniculida; Parameciidae.